Messenger RNA from Varanus komodoensis (Komodo dragon), 890 nucleotides. RefSeq names its product microfibril associated protein 2 (gene MFAP2). The transcript has 9 exons. Gene Ontology annotation, cellular component: microfibril. The coding region runs from base 354 to 890 and encodes 178 amino acids. The record is from RefSeq and is a predicted model, not a curated record. Gene Ontology annotation, biological process: embryonic eye morphogenesis. Lineage: Eukaryota; Metazoa; Chordata; Lepidosauria; Squamata; Varanidae.
GAUGAGUCUAGGACAUUCAAGAGGUGUUCGGCUCAUGCAGAAAGACAGCGGAGUUGGAAACCUUCUGGGACACACGUGGCGAUCUGUGAACGAACGCUCUCCGAAAGGUCCUGCCUGCGACGGCCCGACUCCACUCUGUAAACGCAAGGCGGAGGCGGUGCUUCUCGUGGCACGUGGCCAGAGGAAAGCCUGCUUGGGAAGGCUGAAGAACAGCAGAGGUUCUUUGGAGUCGUCUUGCCACUUCCUGCAGGAAAAAGCGGUGCUUUAGGUGCUCCCAUGGCACUGCGCUGUGCAGCCCAACUCCAGUUCACACGCGACCUCCGGCACCAGCAGCAGCACCAUCGCGGCGGAGAAUGAGGGUGCUGUAUCUUUUCGUCUGCCUGCCAGCAGUGCUCCUGGCCCAGGGACAGUACGACCUCGAGGACCCGGCCUAUCACGACACGCCGUACAUCCCGUAUGAGAUCGAAAGCCAGGAUUACUACGACUAUGCUGGAAAUGAUAUCUCCCCGCAGACUCCAGAGGAGCAGUACCAGUACCAGUCUCAGCAGCAGAACCAGCAGGAAGUCAUCCCAGCCCCGACCCCAGAUACCCUCGAGACGGAGCCCACCGAGCCGGGGCCGCUGGACUGCCAGGAGGAGCAGUAUCCCUGCACGAGGCUGUACUCAGUCCACAAGCCGUGCAAACAGUGCCUGAACGAGAUCUGCUUCUACAGCCUCCGCCGGGUUUACGUGAUCAAUAAGGAGAUCUGUGUCCGCACAGUCUGUGCCCAUGAAGAGCUCCUCAGAGCGGACCUGUGUCGCGACAAGUUCUCCAAGUGCGGCGUCAUGGCGAGCAGCGGCCUCUGCCAGGCCAUGGCUGGCGCGUGCCUCCGGAGCUGUGGCGGCUGCUGA